GCUACACGCCAUCUGACAAUGUGCGUGAGAGAGUUGAUUACAUGCGCAGGCUGAAAAAGCUGAGUAUGAGAAUUGAGUGAGAGAGUGUGGAAAUUGAUUAUUCAAAAUGCGCACUAGCUCCCACCAAUAGAAAGCGCACAGACCAAACUCCAUCCAAUACUCCACCCGCAUCACUUCCAAUAAACAAAUGACACAGCACCAAAACAUUCACAUUUAACACAUCUUUCUUUCUCUUGAUUUUCGUUAACCAUCUUUCUUCUCUGUGUUUCUGAGUGCAAUUUGCUGGUGAAUUGUGUUGAGAAAGUGCAAGUUUUCUGGAUUUUAUUGGGCUGCUUCUUGUUUGGUGUGUAUAAUGGGGAACUGCUGGUGUAGGCUACCUUCAAUAUUCAGAGUGUCAUCUGAUGCAAAGUCAGACUUGGCAAAGGAACAAAGUCCAUCAGAAAGACCAAGAAAAGAUGAUAGUAAGCUACCAUUAAAUCCUGAAGAAGUAGAACACCUGCGCCAGAGUUCGGGAAGCAAUCCUUUAACAGUGUUUUCAUUCGAUGAACUUAAGAUCAUCACUGAAAACUUCAGACAAGAUUAUAUGUUGGGUGGAGGAGGAUUCGGAAGCGUGUACAAAGGAUACAUUUCCCAAGAUUUAAAAGAUGGGCUUCUUCAGCCAAUCGUGGUAGCUGCUAAGGUUCACAAUGGAGACAAUAGUUAUCAAGGCCAUAGAGAAUGGCUGGCCGAGGUUAUCUUUUUGGGGCAGCUUUCUCAUCCAAAUUUAGUGAAAUUGAUUGGAUAUUGCUGUGAAGAUGAACAUCGAGUUCUAGUAUAUGAAUACAUGGCCAGAGGCAGUGUGGAAAACAAUCUAUUUUCAAUUCACUCGUUGCUUGCUAGUGCAGGAGUAUUGCUUCCUCUUCCAUGGUCUAUCAGAAUGAAGAUAGCUUUUGGUGCAGCAAAAGGGCUUGCUUUUUUGCAUGACGCUGAGAAACCUGUCAUCUACCGUGAUUUUAAGACAUCUAAUAUUUUAUUGGACAUGGACUACAAUGCAAAACUCUCUGAUUUUGGCCUAGCAAAAGAUGGACCAGUUGGGGACAAAUCUCAUGUUUCCACUCGGAUCAUGGGGACUUAUGGAUAUGCUGCACCCGAAUAUAUUAUGACAGGUCAUUUAACUCCUAGGAGCGAUGUGUAUAGCUUUGGUGUUGUACUACUUGAACUUUUGACCGGGAGAAAAUCUUUAGAUAAAUCAAGACCAGCUCGAGAACAGAAUCUUACAGAUUGGGCUAUCCCCUUGCUUAAAGAAAAGAAGAAAUUGCUUAACAUAGUAGAUCCAAGAUUAGGAGGUGAUUAUCCAGUAAAAGGUGUUCAUAAAGCAGCCAUGCUUGCUUACCAUUGUUUAAAUCGUAAUCCAAAAGCACGGCCUCUAAUGCGAGACAUUGUAGAUUCCUUAGAGCCUCUUCAGGAUCCCUUCGAACACAUCACAACUCAGAAGUCUAGUUUCACUAUUGUUAAUUAGUAUUGGUGAGAACUCAAAAUAACAAGAUUACACUCAGUUUUGGGCUUUAGUAGAUUUGUUUUUGAUCUUCUUGUAUAUAUUAUUUGGUUUUGUUGAGUAUACCUAAAAGUAGUUUAUAUAUAUUAUUUGGUUUUGUUGAAA
Messenger RNA from Olea europaea var. sylvestris, 1639 nucleotides. RefSeq names its product probable serine/threonine-protein kinase PBL16. Bases 353 to 1498 code for a protein of 381 amino acids. Gene Ontology annotation, molecular function: protein kinase activity; ATP binding. NCBI's taxonomy places the organism in Eukaryota, Viridiplantae, Streptophyta, Magnoliopsida, Lamiales, Oleaceae. Gene Ontology annotation, biological process: protein phosphorylation. The transcript has 6 exons. The record is from RefSeq and is a predicted model, not a curated record.